AUGACUCAACUCAGAUACGACGGACAGGUGGCUGUCAUCACCGGUGCUGGUGCUGGCCUUGGCCGAGCAUACGCCAGAUUCUUCGCGGCUAGAGGUGCUAGAGUGGUUGUGAACGAUCUCGGCGGAACGUUCAAUGCUCGUGGCAACGAUCGAAGCUCCAAAGUUGCGGAUCAAGUCGUUGAAGAACUGGUCAAAGCUGGCGGUGAAGCUGUGGCCGAUUACAAUGCAGUGCAGCAGGGCGACAAGAUCAUCGAGACUGCCAUCAAGAACUAUGGCAGAGUCGAUAUUCUCGUUAACAAUGCAGGCAUCUUACGAGACAUCACCCUUAGGAAAAUGAACGAUGGCGAUUGGGACGCUAUUGCGGACGUUCAUCUUCAUGGCGCAUACAAGACGACCCGUGCCGCUUGGCCGUACUUCAAGAAGCAGAAGUACGGACGGGUCGUACAUACCACAUCCUCAUCAGGGCUUUUCGGCAACUUUGGUCAAUCAAAUUACGCAGCAGCCAAGUUCGGCCUGGUUGGCCUCACUGAGACCCUCGCCAAAGAAGGCGCAAAAUACAACAUCCACAGCAACGUCUUGACCCCCGCGGCUGCGAGCAGACUUACGCAGACUGUAUGGCCCAAGGAGAUGAUGGAUUUGAUGGGCCCAGAAUGGGUAGUGCCACUGGUUGGCUACCUCACGCACAGCGACUGCAAAGAGUCCGGCAGCAUCUUCGAAGGCGGCGCUGGGCACUUCUCCAAGAUCCGCUGGGAGAGAUCAAAAGGACUGCUUCUCAAGCCGGAUGAGAAUCUGCACCCGGAACAUGUCCUUGCCGGCUGGAGUAAGAUCACCGACUUCACGCUCAAUGAGCACCCUCAAGAUCCCGCUGAUCUCAAUGCCAUGUUGAGUGCAGCAGAGCGCCAGUCACCCAACAAGCCAUUAACGACGGAUCUCGGUAUCAAAGGCCGCGUUGCACUUGUGACAGGUGGAGGAGCCGGACUCGGAAGAGCUUAUGCCUUUCAGCUUGCUAAGCUUGGUGCAAAGGUCAUGGUCAACGACGUGCAAAAUGCACAUGCUGUUGCCGAAGAGAUCAAGGCUCAAGGCUUGGAGGCCCAAGCUUGCGACAUUUCUGUGGAACGAGGAGAUGUUGUCGUCAAGGCAGUAAUCGAUGCGUUUGGCCGCAUUGACUUGGUCGUCAACAAUGCAGGAAUCCUGCGUGAUAAGGCUUUUGCAAACAUGACAGAUACACAGUGGCAUCAGGUCAUCAAUUGUCACUUGCGAGGCACAUACAAGAUCACGCGAGCAGCAUUUCCAUACAUGGUGAAGCAGAAGUAUGGACGUAUCGUGAACAUCACCUCUACGUCUGGCAUCUAUGGCAACUUUGGCCAAGCGAACUACUCCGCUGCAAAAGCUGCCGUGCUUGGCUUCACGAAGUCGACUGCCCGCGAAGGCGCAAAGUAUAAUGUCUUUGUCAACGUUGUUGCGCCCUCGGCAGGCACGGAUAUGACACGCACAAUCUGGCCGGAGGCCGCUGUUCAAUCCCUCAAGCCCGACUACGUGGCCCCAUUGGUGGCUGUCCUGCUCAGCGAGAAGCCUCCUGCCAACGGGAUCAUCUUCGAAGCCGGCGGUGGGUGGUUCGCAUCGACCAGGUGGCAACGUGCAAGAGGCGUCGACUUCGACUUCAAGAAAGGCAUCGAUGCUCUAACCGUGGAAAUGGUCGCCGAGGCGUUCCCAAAGAUCAUCGCAUUCGACAACAAAGCGGACUAUCCGGAAUCGCCCGCAGACGGCGUCACGUACACUUCUGGCAAUGCCAUCAAUAGCGGGAUGAUCAAAGACAUCUCACAAGAAGAACGCACCAACCGGAAGUGGCUCUCAGCUCAGCAGAAGGCUAUGGAAUCCAAGUCCUCCCCAUCGACCUACUCCUACGAUGAGCGAGAUGUAAUCUUGUACAACCUGGGCGUUGGCGCAAAGCGUAACGACCUCAACCUAGUCUUCGAGGGCGCUAACAAUUUCGGCGUGCUGCCUACCUUCGGCGUAAUCCCAACCUACUUCUCGAAGGCAGCCUGGUCGUACAAAGACAUCGUCCCAAACUUCGACAUGCGACAGCUAUUACACGGCGAGCAAUACCUUGAGAUCCUGCAAUGGCCGAUCCCAACCGAAGCAACCCUCACAACGACCCCCAAGCUGAUCGAAGUCGUUGACAAAGGCAAUGCCGCGGUCGUCCGUAGCCGCAACGAGACUACUGACGCCAGUGGCAAACUACUGUUCGUCAACGAGGGCGUCACCUUCAUCCGCAAAGCUGGCAACUUCGGCGGACAGAAGAAACCAUCCGAUCGCGGCGCGGCGACUGCUGACAACAACCCCCCCUCACGAAAUGCCGAUCGCAUCGUCGAGGAGAAGACAUCUGAAGACCUCGCCGCGAUCUAUCGCCUCAUGGGGGAUCGCAACCCCCUUCACAUUGACCCCGAAUUCAGCAAAGUCGGCGGCUUCGAAACACCUAUCUUGCAUGGUCUGGCUUCUUUCGGCAUUACGGGCAAGCACGUCUUCCAGAGCUAUGGGCCGGUGAAGAGUAUCAAGGUCAGGUUCGCUGGUGUUGUGCUUCCUGGUCAGACGAUUUUUACGGAGAUGUGGAAGGAGGGAGGGAAGGUUAUUUAUCGUGCUAAGGUGAAGGAGACUGGGAAGUUGUGCAUCUCGAAUGCUGCGGCUGAGUUGAGGGAUGAGAAAGCGAAGUUGUGA
Fulvia fulva is the source of this 2715-nucleotide messenger RNA. Its product is annotated as Peroxisomal hydratase-dehydrogenase-epimerase. Gene Ontology annotation, molecular function: oxidoreductase activity. The transcript has 4 exons. NCBI's taxonomy places the organism in Eukaryota, Fungi, Ascomycota, Dothideomycetes, Mycosphaerellales, Mycosphaerellaceae. The record is from RefSeq and is a predicted model, not a curated record. The coding region runs from base 1 to 2715 and encodes 904 amino acids.